CAGGCUCAGAACCGGCUGAGCCGCUUCUGCCGGCGACGCCCCUGAGCGGAAGAGGGAAGUGGAGGCGCCAGCCUGCGGGUUCCUGCUGGACUGGGGUUGCUGUAGUAAAGGUAGCACCGAGGGGAGGCCUUUGCCACCGGUGGGGUUUGGGGAUGUCGAAGAACACGGUGUCGUCGGCCCGGUUCCGGAAGGUGGACGUGGAUGAGUACGACGAGAACAAGUUCGUGGACGAGGAGGACGGGGGCGACGGCCAAGCCGGGCCCGACGAGGGCGAGGUGGACUCCUGCCUGCGACAAGGAAACAUGACAGCCGCCCUACAAGCAGCUUUGAAAAACCCCCCUAUCAACACCAAGAGUCAGGCGGUGAAGGAUCGGGCAGGCAGCAUUGUCUUGAAGGUACUCAUCUCUUUUAAAGCUAAUGAUAUUGAGAAGGCAGUUCAAUCUCUGGACAAGAAUGGUGUAGAUCUCCUAAUGAAGUAUAUUUAUAAAGGCUUUGAGAGCCCCUCUGACAAUAGCAGUGCUGUGUUAUUGCAGUGGCAUGAAAAGGCACUUGCUGCCGGAGGAGUAGGGUCCAUUGUUCGCGUCUUGACUGCGAGGAAGACCGUGUAGCCCAGCAGGAACCGGACAUCUGCCGGGCUGUGGGAGUUGCUGGUACAAAGACCAAAACAACCAAAUGCCACCGCUGCCCUGUGGGUAGCAUCUGUGUCUCAGCUUUGCCUUCUUGCUUCCCUUUUCAUAUCUGUAAAGAUAAAAACUACAUGGGUCCGUUUUCCUUUAAUGAAAAUUGAGAUAAUAUAGAGGAAAUUUUGUUUCAACAGAGGUGUUUCAUGCUCUCAGAACCAUUUCAGUGAUAUGUAUACCAGUCUGUAUAUAGUAUAAUUUACAUUCAAGUCUAAUUGUACAAUUUUUAAAUCCUAUCAGUUGGGUUUUUUUUUUUUUUUUUUAAUCUAAUACUGAGAGAUUUCAUCAGAAUUUGAGGCCAGUGUUCUAACUCAUUCCUAGCCAGGCAGUGAUUUUUAUAAAAAAAUAUAAGAGACUGGCAGCUAAUUAACAUUGCAAAACUGGACCACACUGCCCCUGUUUAAGCAAAAUAUGUUUCUGGAACAAGUGGUGGGUGAGCACCACUGCCAAGCUCCAGCUUUCUUUCCACUGGCUUCCAGAUUAUCUGUGCUGCAAGUUUAAGUAUGUUUCUUCUUCUUAAAAAAAAAAGCAUCCAUUAAUCUUGGCUUCUCAGAUUCUUUGUGGUCAUCCAGGGUCCAGAGCAAGGAGUCUUGAGCUAUACAAAUGAAUCUGUAAGAUAGAUUUUGGUCCAAUAAUACUGUCCUAUUUGAGGGAACCAUAAUCCAAAUCAGAAAGAAUGCAGAAACUAUGAUGUAAUUCAAACUCUGGGCAGCCUCUGAGUAAAAUGGUGUUUUCCAUAGAAAUAUAGUGGCUGCCUUCAUUAUAAGGGUAUAAAACUGGUACCUAAUAUGCCCUGCAAAUGUUUUCAGUGUUCUUCAGGGUAAUUGGGAUCUCAAAAGAUUUGGUUCAGGUCCAAACAAAUAUACAUUCCACGUUUUAUCUCAGUGUUUUUUAAAAAAAGAAAAUUGCCACACAGCGAGAAGUGUUUACUUUGUUGGACAAACCAAAUCGGUUCUCAAAAAAAAUGACCGGUGCUUAUAAAAAACUAGUCUUUAGUAGCUCCAAAACAAAUCAGCACAUGCACGUGACCAGGAGGGAAAUCAGCCUGUGUCUAGUAUUUAUGUGGGCACCGGUUUCAUAAUUCCCAACUUAGAUGAAAACUGGUGCAGAAAUUCUAUAAACUCUUUGCUGUUUUUGAUACUGCUUUUGUUGUUUUGUUUUGUAAAAAUGAUAAAAGUUCAGAAAAUAAAAUGUCAGUGUUGAA
This is a messenger RNA of Loxodonta africana (African savanna elephant), 1884 nucleotides long. It is a transcript of the gene ARPC5, whose product is annotated as actin related protein 2/3 complex subunit 5. Gene Ontology annotation, molecular function: actin filament binding. Bases 153 to 608 code for a protein of 151 amino acids. NCBI's taxonomy places the organism in Eukaryota, Metazoa, Chordata, Mammalia, Proboscidea, Elephantidae. Gene Ontology annotation, biological process: Arp2/3 complex-mediated actin nucleation; cell migration; regulation of actin filament polymerization. Gene Ontology annotation, cellular component: actin cytoskeleton; Arp2/3 protein complex; cytoplasm. The record is from RefSeq and is a predicted model, not a curated record. The transcript has 4 exons.